AUGAUGGGCUUCCCUGUUCCUGCGGCUGAUGGCCACCAAAUUUCCCCUGCGAACCUGUUAACCGCGCGACACACACAUAUACAUACAUACGCACAUCCCCCUCCCCUCGAACGGGAACCUGCAUUGUCCCGCACCUCGCGUCUUGUUCAUUCAUUCAUUCACCCAUCCAUAAUCCCGCGCGACGCUUCAUCAUCUUCCCCCCCUCCCCCGCAACCCGCCUCUGAUCUGAGCCAGCAAGCAAGCAAGCAGCCACCCACGACCACGACGAUGGCGACGGGACCUCCGCCCGAUUACUAUGCGAUCCUGGGCAUCCAAGAGACGGCGAAUGAGCAGCAGAUUCGCGAUGCAUACAAACGGGCCGCCCUCAAGACGCACCCCGACCGCGUCGCCACCGACUCCCCCGACCGACCCGCCCGCACCCGCAAGUUCCAGCUCGUAAACGACGCCUACUUCACCCUCUCGGACGCCUCCCGACGGCGCGAGUACGACGCCCAGCGCCGUCUCUUCCCAGGCUCCUCGUCCUCCUCGCGCAGGAAGCAGCCCGGCGGCGGCGCGUCGUCCUCCUCCUCGUACGCGGACCCCUUCGCCGACGACGAUGAGUCCGCCGCCGACGAAGAGAUCCCGCCCCAAGGCGGCGGCGGCAACGACACCGCCGGCAACGCCUACUCGUGGGCGUGGAACUUUUUCACCGGCAACGGGCGCCAAAAUCAGAACCAGAACCAGCAUCGUGGCAAUCGUCAGCAGACCGAGGACGCGCAGUUCGAAGACGUCUUCGAGGAGAUGAUGCGCGACGAGGGCAUGGCCGAGGGCGACGGAUCCAACGCCCCCACGGGCAAGUUCUGGGCCCUGCUCGGCGGCGUCAGCGGCGGCGCCCUCGGCUUCAUCGUCGCAAACGUCCCGGGCCUCGUCGCCGGCGCCGUCGCGGGCAACCGCCUAGGCGCCGUUCGCGACGCCAAGGGGAAGAGCGUCUACGCCGUCUUCCUGGAGCUGCCGCAGGAUGACAGGUCAAGGCUUCUGAGCCAGCUUGCGGCUAGAGUUUUUAGCCAUGCUGUCGGGGUGUGA
Purpureocillium takamizusanense is the source of this 1062-nucleotide messenger RNA. RefSeq lists its product as uncharacterized. The record is from RefSeq and is a predicted model, not a curated record. Gene Ontology annotation, molecular function: protein-folding chaperone binding; protein folding chaperone. Lineage: Eukaryota; Fungi; Ascomycota; Sordariomycetes; Hypocreales; Ophiocordycipitaceae. The transcript has 4 exons. Bases 1 to 1062 code for a protein of 353 amino acids. Gene Ontology annotation, cellular component: nucleus; cytoplasm.